Messenger RNA from Aspergillus nidulans FGSC A4, 1034 nucleotides. Its product is annotated as O-methyltransferase. Bases 83 to 832 code for a protein of 249 amino acids. The transcript has 2 exons. Lineage: Eukaryota; Fungi; Ascomycota; Eurotiomycetes; Eurotiales; Aspergillaceae. Gene Ontology annotation, molecular function: O-methyltransferase activity. The record is from RefSeq and is a predicted model, not a curated record.
CAAGAACGUUGCCCCAGCAUCUAACCCUGAGCACAUCUAAAUUUCGACCUCGUCGCCCAUUGCCCUUCAGCAACCCAUCACCAUGUCCACGCCUUCAGCCUCCCAAAACCCCGUCGACGCCCCACCACACGUUCUGGAACUUCUCUUCAAGCUUCACAAAAAGUCUCUCGAGCAGGAAGCUGCCAUUGCCCAGUCCAAGGAAGGCAAGAUAUUCUCCGCCAGCGUCAUCAAGGACCUGGGAGACAACCGCCCCAAGGAAGACACAAUUGCCGAGUUCGACAAGUUGAUGCUGGACAAGUUUAUCGCCCUCGACGAAGACAAGUGCCAGUUCACCUACCAGUUGAUUACCGCCAUGGGGGCCACAAACGUCGUUGAGGCGGGCACUAGCUUCGGUGUCAGCACGAUCUACCUAGCGCUUGCGGUCGCAAAGACCAAGGCGGCGAUGGGCAAGCCAGGCGUGGUCAUUGCGACCGAGAAGGAGAAGCAAAAGGCUCAAAUUGCGAGGGAUUACUGGAGGCAGUGCGGCGACGAAGUCGAGAGCCAGAUAGAUCUUCGAGAGGGGGACCUGCUGGAGACAUUGAAGGAGAAUCUGCCCGAGGUGGAUUUGCUCUUGUUGGACAUCUGGUCGAAGCUCGCUCUGCCAACUCUGAAGACAGUCCAGCCUCGUCUCCGGCAUGGCGCCGUAGUCCUGGCUGACAACACCAUCUCUGGCGCCGAGGGGUAUGCCGACCUUCUUGCCUACCUCAGAGAUCCAAAUAGCGGAUUCCGCAACAUGACGCUGCCUUUUACAAAUGGGUUUGAGAUGUGCGUGUACCUGCCGGAGCGGAAGUGAGUCAAUGGAAUGCUUGAGUAUGGGUUACGUCACGGUGUCCAUGUACUGUCUAGAGAGAUCAGUCUUUCAAAGGCGUGUUCCGAGUGUUAGGGUAUGUCGAGCACUGGUUCGAGUGCGGCAGUUCUAAAGACAUCUAUGAGCGGAGAAUGACCCAUAGAGACCGCCAUAGUCAAGUACACAGAUAGCAAUAGUUCAAUAUCAA